CCGGCGUUUUGAUAUAGCAAGUUGUUAGCUAGUUGUUAGCUUUUUAGUUUGAUCAAGUCUUGCCGAUAACAGUUGACAAUGGGAUCGUCAAUUUUACCACGUAGCUGACAAGACAACAUUGGAAAAGAAAUAGAAUCAACUGCACAGUUACGUUUUAUGAAGAAGCCUUAGAGACUUACCACAUAAAGAUGGGGAAGCGGAAGGUACCAGAUCUGUACAGAGCUCCUUUCCCCUUGUACGCAAUCAAGGUAGACCCUAAAACAAGGAUGGUGAUCACUGCAGGAGGAGGCGGGGCUUCCAAAACAGGCAUAAAAAAUGCAGUGCAUUUUCUAAGUUUGGAGUUGGUUGGAGACCACCAGUACAGUGCCACUCUGAUUCAUUCUCAUGACACUGAUACACGUGCUACUAUGAACAUGGCCAUAGGUGGUGGUGUCAUCGCUGCAGGGCAAGAUGGCACCUGUUGCUUGAUGCGCUUUAAACAGCGUCAGCAAAAAGUUGAGCGCAAAACUGCAAAAGAGGCUGUUAACAGUGAAGAGCAAGGUGCUGCCAGGCGACGAGCUGGGAAAGGCAACAGAGAUGGAAAAGGUGGAGCUGCAGCUGCUAGAGAUGUGUCUGAGUUGAAGAAUGAAACUGCCCAGAUUUCUGUGACUAGUUUUGGUGAAGUGCAGUCAGACCUAAACCCCCAGGACCCGCUCCAGAAAGUUGUUCGGUUCAGCUCUGACUUAGGCCUUCUUCUGACAGGAGGCACAGAUGGGCACGUCCGGGUGUGGGAGUACCCUUCCCUGAAGAAGAAGUUUGACUUCAAAGCACACAAAGGAGAGAUUGAAGACUUGGAUAUGAGCCCAGGAAAUAAGCAUCUUGUGACUGUAGGUAGAGACUUUGUCUGCAGUGUAUGGAGUGGAAACCAACUGGCCUUGAAUCUUCGCUGGAAUGACACCAUGCCUCAGAUUGAGGACAAGACAUACCGCUAUAUGGCUUGCAGGUUUGGUAAGGUGGAAGACCAAAAAGAUGCCCUUAGGCUUUAUUCUGUGCAGAUCCCCCAUAAACGAGAUAGGAAACCACCUCCAUGCUACCUCACUAAAUGGGAUGGAAAGAGCUUCCUUCCGAUGCUGACAGCACCCUGUGGCAGUGAAGUUAUCUCCUGUAUGACAGUCAGUGACUCGGGAACAUUUCUUGGCCUUGGAACUGUGACAGGAUCGGUAGCUAUCUUUAUUGCUUUCUCGCUACAGAAGUUAUACUAUGUGCAGGAAUCCCAUGGCAUUGUAGUGACAGAUCUGGCUUUUCUGCCGGAAACAUUUAAAGGCAAAAGUAUCAAGGGGAACAAUGAGGAAGCCUUACUAAGCGUAGCUGUGGACAGCAGAUGUCAGGUGCAUGCCAUCCACAACCGAAGAUCCUUCCCUCUGUGGCUGGUGCUGUUUUUCUGUGGCCUGAUGGUGGUGGGAAUAAUCCUCCUCCUGCAAUACCUCUUCCCAGGCUUCAUUUGAAACAUCCAAACAAUUGUAGAGAGAGCCUGGACAGAUCUUAGAUGACUUUCCUUGCCACUAUCAACAUCAGCAAUCCUCACUCCCACCACGGACUUCAUUUCCCAUCUGACCGUUACCAGACCGCAACUCCCAUCUGACUCUUAGCCCAUUCCUCUAAAGUAUCUUCAAACUUCACGUUGGACUCUAAAUUGCUUUUAUACCCCCUUAAACAUUGUUCCGGAUUGAAUGUAAAAAAAAAAAAAAACAGCAUGAGAGACUCUAAGGUUUUAUUUGUUUUGACAGACAUGAUUUGUAUCAAUCACUGUUGAUUUUUUUUUUUUGUACAAUGUUGGGGAGUGACGGGUUCAGGUUCAUAAAAUUGUCAUCAUGAAUGUGGAAAACGAGGGAUUUUUAUUCAGAUAUUUAAGCAAUAGUGUAUAAAUAUAUAAAUAUGCUUUAAAAUCACUGGUGUAUAAUAAUGUCUGAUUUUAUUCUAUGUACGGGCAGAGUUGAUCAGAACCCACCAUCUGCAGUUGUCUCUGGCAAAACAGGACAUUUAGUGAAUUUCUACUGUUUCAUCCACUAGUGGGCAACAAAGACCGUCGCUAUGGUUUCCCUUACUAGAUAGGACGGGAAGGCUGGGUAGCAUGCAAAACAGGUAGUAAACUAGAUUUGAAUUUAGGAUGUUGCAGAGAGGCCUUAGCCUCCUAUCAUGACCUGCUUAAAGCCUGCCAUUACCAUUUGAGGAUAAUGUACAGAGUUGCAUAAAAAUGAAUAUUCAAUCCGUCUUUGGCAUCAUCCUUGAGCACUUUUUUCCCCCCCACACAGCCGUAUGAUGUAUUAGAUUAACUUUGCUUUGAAUUUACAGUGCCAGUGUUCAGGGUUGUCUGAUGGUUAAACAUAAAAUUCUACUCAGGGUUUCUACAAUGUAUACCCUCCUGGACAGUUCCAUAUUACCUGUUAACAUGUAUGAAGUACUGUUGAUGUGUAUGAAGCACUUGUCAUUUAAAAGUAUGGAGCUAGUUAACUAUUUAAUAUUGACUAAACUAAAAUGAGUUUUACCCCAGCGCACCCUUUUCUAUAAAGAACUAUUGGAUUUCAAUUUUAUUUCAACACCCCUCUAUAUCCUUCUGCAGAUGUAAGAAUUUCAAAUCAAAUUUUGAAUUUCAUUGAAAUUAAUGUGAACUGAAAGUGGAUAUUAGUGCAUUAAAGAU
Molecule: messenger RNA, 2677 nt
Organism: Lampris incognitus (smalleye Pacific opah)
Lineage: Eukaryota; Metazoa; Chordata; Actinopteri; Lampriformes; Lampridae
Gene: preb
Product: prolactin regulatory element binding
Exons: 10
Coding region: 189-1484 (431 amino acids)
Biological process (GO): protein secretion
Cellular component (GO): endoplasmic reticulum membrane
Molecular function (GO): GTPase activator activity; guanyl-nucleotide exchange factor activity; protein binding
Source: RefSeq, a predicted model, not a curated record